Messenger RNA from Guyanagaster necrorhizus, 6415 nucleotides. RefSeq lists its product as uncharacterized. Lineage: Eukaryota; Fungi; Basidiomycota; Agaricomycetes; Agaricales; Physalacriaceae. The record is from RefSeq and is a predicted model, not a curated record. Gene Ontology annotation, cellular component: 90S preribosome; small-subunit processome; t-UTP complex. Gene Ontology annotation, molecular function: snoRNA binding. Gene Ontology annotation, biological process: positive regulation of transcription by RNA polymerase I; maturation of SSU-rRNA from tricistronic rRNA transcript (SSU-rRNA, 5.8S rRNA, LSU-rRNA). The coding region runs from base 22 to 6090 and encodes 2022 amino acids. The transcript has 29 exons.
CGACUCUAAGGAACGACAACCAUGGCUUCCAGUCUUGCCAGACAAUUGGCACAAGGUGCAUCAUUAAACAGGGCCCUUCUUAUCGACCGGUCUCGACGAAAGCCGGUAGAAUCUUACCUCUUCACUGGCGGAGAGGCCGACCUUCAUGACCUAGAAUCUAUCCAUGCAUUGGGUACCAAUGGAUUUCUCCAACUUGUAUCCAUAACUCCGACAUUAUCAAAAUUUGAAGGGCCUUUAUUCUCUGACGCGUCUAAGGAAACCGACCGCACUCUUCUGCCCUCAGAAGCUCUCGCAGAGCUGGAUGAGACGAUUGCCGCUUUUCUGGUCCAGCUUGGACCGUAUCUGAUGGAGGCACCAACAGGCAAGAUCAUAGAAUGGCUUGUCAGGAGAUUUAGGAUCAACGAAUUCAAUGUCGAGUCUGUUCUCUCACUGUUUCUGCCGUACCAUGAAUCACCUCAUUUCGCCAAGAUGGUUACCAUCCUGCACGUCCAGCCCAAUUCUACUUGGAACUUUCUCAUUCCUUUCAAGAAAGCCGCUCAGAGCGUUUCCAGAAUGGCACUUGUGAAAGAGAUGCUCAAAAAUUCUGAUGUGUCUCGUUUCAUUGUCAACCUCCUUCCAGCCGCAAUCAAAGGGGGAUACUCCCACCGAUCGCUGUUGGCUUUCAAUGCCGCUAGCCUACACGACUACAUGAUGCACAGCAAAACGCUAGAUGACGGUACUCUGGCUUAUCUGCUACCUGCUUUUCUUAAACCCUUGCAAAAUCACUCCGAGCUCCCGGCCAAGGAUGCCAUUCUAGGAAGCUAUAUAUUGCUGUCGACCCUGUCCCACAGAUGCAGCUUCACCGCAGCUGCUCAAAAGGCCAUUGUGGUGGCCAUGUCUUCUUGUGCAGAGCGUGUGUCUUCCAGGCAAUUCAUUAGCGCCGUAGUCUCGGUGUGCGAGGGUCAAGAUGGAAUGGAAGAUAUCCCGGAUAGUACUGUCGAGACAAUACUUUGCCUACCAAAUAUUGUCAUCGAAGUAGGCGAAGCAUUGGGCUGGGUCGGCACAGAAAAAUUCCUCGGCCCUUUAUUGAGUGGUUUAACUCAGCGACUGAACGAAGAUGUGGCACUCGGGCUACUUGAGACGAUUAUAAUGGCUUCAAAUACACCAGAUAUCAUUAUAGGACGACUAUCCGAAAACCUCAUCAAGCUGGCCAUUUCCGAGACAGAGUCAUCAAAUACAAUUCUCGUCGCCCGACGCUUGUUGGUUCACGUUCAUCAACGUUACUCGUCCAUUCUGCAUAGCGUCUCGGAGGAGAUGGCUCAGGAUGACGAGGAAUUAAAGCCAUCGUUGGACAACCUCGUAAUGUCUCUUUCUAUGAACCAAACAUACAGUACGACUUCCGGUACAUCGUCAAAAGAUGGCAGUGGCGAUGCGAUCUUAGCCUCCUCCAGCGCAGACGCCAAGAUACGUCUUAUUGCGGUGAAAGAUCUUAUCAAGAGACAUCUUUCGGGGUCGUUGACGUCAGAGCAAGAGGUCUCGCUUUCCUCUGCGUUGGUUGCUCGUACCCAAGAUUCAGAUCAUCGUGUGUUGGAGGCUCUGUAUGAGCAACCUGAGGUCAUCCUCCCUGCACUGAUCAAGGAUUCGGAGACGUACAUAAGUCAACUAUCGACCUUGCUUUUGAGUACAAAACCGAAGCGUCCAAUCCUCAAGGCUCAUUUAAACUUUUUGAUUGGACAUUAUCAGAAGGUGGACAUGGAUACGUCGGAGAAAACAUUCCAUAAAGUUGUCUUUCCUCUGAUGUUAUUCUCAAAACCACGGCAGCUUACCGUGGAGGCUUUGUGGGACAUCCUCGAGCAAAAUGUCCCAAAGUCUGGUGCUGGGUGCUUUGAGCUAUUGAACGGAUGUAUCGAUCUAUGGACCUCCACGAAAGUGAAAGAAAGUACCGACGGUGUUGAUAAACUGGCGACCUUCAACACACAAGUCGCUGCAAGAAUAGCGGAAAACAUUCUAUCUUCUAACAACUUCUCGCAUCAUCUGGACGAGCUCAUUGCCAAAUUUAACGAUUCCAAUGCCUACGUACGGAUAUUGGCUUAUCUUGUCACACGUUCACUACUUCGUCGUCUUUCUGGUAGCCAUCAGAUUAAUGCUGCGCACAAGGCGCUACGGGCCCUGGAUCUCGAACAGCUCUCAAAGGUUGAGGAUCUCUCGUGUGGUUCCGAAGAUCCUCUGAAGUACCUUGACGACGAGCGUAUUGGAAAGAGUGUCAUACUGAAGCCUAACAGCAAAAACACGGCAUAUUGGCUCCAGAUGUCCAUCAUCACAAUAUCGGCCAGCGUUUCAAGCCCCGAGGGGGUCUUGGUAAAUUGGCUUUCCACCAGGCCUAUGCAGGGAACGUCGGACGACCGUGAUCAUCGCUACGUCACUUUGAUGCGCUCAAUUUAUGAGAUGGCAAAUUCAUCAAGCUCAAACGUUGCGAUGCACAUGCUUCGAACUUUGUUCAUGAAUAUCGCAGACGAGGCACUGGCUUUUUUGACUGGUAUCUGGGCGAUUAGUGAUGAUGAAGAUCUCGCUGUUGUUGCUUUCGGCCACACCAUCGCUCUACUGAAGGCGCAUAUGUCUGGAGAUGAGAGCGUCGACUUCCAGACCAUUGUCCCUUCGUUGUUGGUUUCUUUACAAAGUCCAAGCCUUGAAAUUAGGAAAGCAGCAUUACAAUGCGUAAGCCUGUUGGCGAAGGCGUCCGAGAAGAAGUACGUUAGAGUAUACGCAUUUGAUACUAUCUAUGGAGCGAGUACAGGCGAGUUGAACUUGCAAUAUCUUGACCAGGACGAUCUUAAACGGUAUCUUUCAGCUAUUGUUGAGCAUGAGGAGCAUCUACUUCAUGAUCCGGUAUUCCUAUCUAUCUUCCACAUAGAGCAUCUCCAGCGACUAAAGUCGGACAAACGGAAGCAUGCACAAUACAAAUAUCGUAUGCUCUGCUUUCUUGCGUCACAUAUCAACGUGUCGCCGUCUCCACAUUCUCAGCUUUUCCUACUGAAAACUAUUGGCAGCAUUUCUGACGAGGAUAAAGCCGUGAUUCUCCUUCCAUCUGUGAAACUGGUCGCCGAGGACGCCCAGGUCAGGGACAUAUUUGGAUCAACUUUGGAAGAGUUUACGUUGCUAUUGGUUUCCGCUUUCGAUGCUUCGUCUGCAAAACAAUUGAAUUCGGAUAGUAACGAAACGUGGAAGACAUAUUGUCACUGUUUACGUCAUUUCUUUGGAUCUGGCGCGUUGUCAUCCCCAAGAACCAAGCUGACGGAAUGUUUAGAGCGAGGCUUGUUUGCGAACCUGACAAUGGAGCGCAAGAUUGAACUUUGCGGUCUCCUCCUCAGUCUCAGCACAGAAGACUCUGAUGUGCAUGCUGUUUGCACUGCCCUACUAACAAAAAUUCUAAUCGAGCCGGCUUUGAUUGCGCAACUUCUCAAUGCGCUUCGACCUGACUCCGGCAACGGUCCAAGAGCCAGCAAACGUCCCCGAUUGGUAACCGAACCUUCUCAAGAAACUCUUCCCAGAUUGAGUAUUUUGGCUGAAGUAUUGGCGACGGCCUCUCUGCCCGGUUCUUUCGACGUCAUUGUCGCAAUGGUUCAGGCGUUGAGCAGUAUUAUACAGUCUUCGUCGUCGGACAAUGUUGACAUUUCUUUCAUUGAACAAUCCAUGAUGUCCGCAAUCGAUAACGUUGCAGAUAAAGUCACGGAAGCUCCAAAUGUGACACCAAGUGCUAUUCGUUUGGAAGUCUUGGUGGAUCUCAUUCGCACUGCACAAAAUCCUCAGACAUUCCAGCAGGCAUUGUUGCUUAUGGCAACAUUAGCCAGGCUCACGCCCGACUCUGUCCUCCACAAUAUCAUGCCUGUUUUCACUUUCAUGGGGUCGAAUGUGUUUCAUCGCGACGACACGUACAGCUUUACUGUUGUACAAAAGACAAUCGACAGUAUCGUACCGGUCAUGGUUUCUUCCUUGAAGCGUUCACAUUCUUCUCGAAUGGACCUUCACCUGGGUUCCCGCGAGUUUUUGCGAGUGUUCACUGAUGCUGCAAACCACAUACCCCGGCAUCGUCGUACCAAUUUCUUCAUUCAUUUGGUGGAUGUCCUAGGCCCUAAUGAUUAUCUGGCGCCCGUUUGUCUUCUUCUCAUAGAAAAGGCCGCUAAUCGCGUUGUACGUCAAAGCCCAGAUGAAGCUCGUGGUACAUUUGCGUUGCCGCUGUCGCUGCUCCAUCACUACCCUGGAGCCAUGCAACUCUUCGUCCUCACCGAGAUGCUUGAAGAAAGUCACCGACUUGCUUCCCGGGCGAAAGAUCCUGAGAAUCUCGAACCAUCCUUCCUUGAUGACAACUUCCAUGAUGAACAUUCUGUUUCUCCCCUGACAGCUUUCAAAAGAAGAGCUCAAGCCAUAAUUGGUUUUGUUGGUUUCGCUACGAAGUCAACAACGGGAUCAAGCACUGAUAUUAGUGCAUUUGUGUCUCUUCUGGUGCUCCUGGCAACUCUACCAAGCGGUCAGGGAUCUGAUGCUCGAAUGGAGGAUGUGAACAAAGCUUCACGCGUGUCGUUAGCACAGGUGCUCAAAGUCAUGUCUGCUAUUGACUUCUUGAACUCUGUGAUUGCCAUACUCGAAUCUUCGGAACAAGCGGUGCAGGUCGGUGCUCUGGACCUCAUUGCCGAACGAGUGCCCCUGGUAUCGGACAGUAUUCGUCGAAAAUCUACCACAGCUAUUGUGAAGAUCAUUGAUCGCACAAAGGAUCUCCUCGUUUCUUUCCCCACUGGGCCUAUUGCCGUCUCAGGUCUUAAGGCUUUACGAUCCAUCGGUGCCCAUUUUUGUCCUGGAGAGGAGGCUGCUAUCACGCAAGUUCUUCCUGUGUUGAUCUCUGAUAUCCGCGGUAGCAAGAACACAAACUAUGCGAUGGCUGCUUUGUCGCCUCUGGCUGCGAAAUUAGGUCCCAGGAUUAUUCCAUUCUUCCGUGAGAUCGUCGAUCUCUGUGUAGGCAUUCUUCGUGACGGAGCAGAGGAAUUGAUGUCCACGACGACUGACGUAUUGCAUGGGCUUUUGACAUCAAUUCCUUCAUUCUGGGGAAGCGGGGAACUUACUCAAGUUAUCAAGUUUUAUGUCUUCGCUUCCAGAGGGAGGCGGACCACGUCAUUAACAUCGUUUGUCAAAACCAUGACCAAGAAAGCCCCAGAGAAGGUCGUUGUCCCGACUCUCACCCAGAUAUGGACGUCAUUGUUCCCAAGUCCGUCUGUUGACCAUUACGAUGCCUUGUUCGAUAUCGUGAAGAAAUCCCUUCGUGUAGCGAGCAAAGAGGUCAUUCAGGACAAUUUGAGAAUCCUCUACAAUAUGUUUUUAGAAGCGUUUGGCGCCUUGAAUUACAGUGACCUCUCUAGAACACCGGUAGUAACCGCCUUCCUCGAGCUAAUCGUCAAGAUCAAUGAAAAUACCUUCAGGCCACUCUUCCGACGGCUUUAUGAUUGGGCCUUCGUGACUUCUGCUGACGAUGUGGCCAGGAAAGUUACGUUCUAUCAUGUCUAUUCUAGCCUCUUGGAUUACUUUAAGGGAUUGAUGUGUCCAUACAUGUCGUUCAUCAUACAACCAUCUAUUGAUCUCUUGAAGGCUUUUACUUUAGGUUACGAUGGCGCAUUAUGGUUGGCCGUUCUGGAAACUCUUACUAAGAGUAUGAACUAUGACAAUGGAGUCUUUUGGCGUGACGAUAAACUACGGCACAUAUCUCCGCAUCUCAUAUCCCAAGUUCCUGUUUGCUUGAAGCUGAAUCUUCCGGAAGGGAAGCGGCUCCUCCAAGAUUCGUUAUGUGCACUCACGGAUAAUGCAACGGAUGACGUCUUGCUCAAAGCAAUCAAUCUUGAUCUUCUGAUGCAUACCCGUUCAGAGGACGUUCAAGUACGGCUAUAUACAUUGGUGUGCUCAAAAACAUUGUGGCAGAUGCAUGGUGGAAAACUUCUUGGAUUCGUGGCAGAGACAUCAACUUUCAUUGCGGAAUGUAGCGAAGACGAAAAUGAUAUGGUAGCGAGAGAGUCCUUAAACCUAAAAAAUGCAGUGGAAAGCGUAGCAGGAAACAUAAAUGGUUUAUGAGAUGAAUAAGAUAUUAUUGUAUAACCAAGGGGGUAGAUGGGUAUAUGCUAUGGUUGAGGUGAUAGAUCCCGCUCCUGUAUUAUCUCUUCAAUAGCCAUGCACUGGGAUAAUAUCUGUAUGAUGACAGGACGGCCGCAUGAGUUGUUAAUAAAGGGACUCUGAGGGAUUAUAUAAGAUCAAGUUCAGGUGAAUAUGAAACAGUGUACCUUGGCUAAUUCUGCAGGAGAAGGUCGCGUCACAGGAGGAUCAGAACAUGCACGUAGAAAUUCCCGGAAAGCUGGUGAAUACACUUCUGGAUGAGUCAACGGCGGCCAGCGGCCCUCAA